CAAGCUUAGAUCACUGUCCACCGAUAUUAUACAGUAUUCAUUAUUCAGUAUUCACCACAAAUUGUACCGGGACAAUCUGAAAUCAUAGUUCAUAAUUAUAAACAAACAAUUCUCUGCGAGAUAAAUCGCGUGAAUAUUUCUUAUUCCGUUCUGCGUUUCAGUGUUAAUUAUUUCGUGGCGGCAAUGCUAUCGCGCGUUCUGCUGACAUCUGAAACGUCAAUGUCGCUUGUUAGAUCGCACGUUACAUUUUUUUAGUCGCUUAAGUUCGUUGGUUAGUCUUUCUGCGGACCAUUCGAGCGUAUCCGUGGCGUACGAAACCACACAACGACAUAUAGCUGGAUACGAAACAACUACCAAAUUCAAUCAUAUUUUGCAGGACGGAACAGAAGACGACGACGAUCAGUAUCUAAUAUAAUUUGAGAGGCGAGAGAGUGAACUUGCAACGGACUGGGACGGGUCUCCAAAAACAGAGAGAAAACAGUCGUGAUAUUAAAAAUUUUUUUUUUUUUAAAAACAUCUUUCAUACUAAACCCGACGCAAACUGAUCGACUUAUGGAAACCUCGGAAGUUGACACGUCCAUACUGAGUUCGUUGCACGGUAACCGGUACGAUUACUUGCGGGCAGACGAUAAGGAGAGCUUUGGUGAUUCGGCUUUCCUAGCCGAAAACCUUGAAAAAGAUUUGCCAAAAACACUGCCUGAACUGUCUGAAAUUACAGACAGCGACACUUAUCUGCACAACAACGAACCGUCGCAGAUGAUGACUAUUGACAGUUCAUGGAGUGAAGAUUCAACAUCAUGUUUUCCUACAUCAACAAACUCAAGUUUUCCUAUUGCACUUCCAGGUCCUAGUGAUUUUGAAGAGUUCAAUAGUAUUCAAACUGUUCCUAGAGCUGAAACACCAGGAUUAGGGUUAAGCACAAUUUUUGCCUCUGAUGCCGAUUUAUCUGAUCCAACUGCGGAAAUUGGUGUUUGUGGUCUUCGAAAUCUUGGUAAUACAUGUUUUAUGAGUGCUGGCCUACAAGCUCUCUUAUCUACAGAGAAUCUUGUGUCAUAUUUUUUGAGCUUUGACAAUGAUGGAUCUGAAGAGACGUUAAUUGGACAAUUUUCUGAUCUUGCUAAACGUUUUUGGCAUGGACAGUAUAGUGUUAUUAAUCCACAUCAGUUCAAAUAUGUGUUGGGAAAACGAUACGCACAGUUCCGAGAUUGCAGCCAGCAUGAUUGUCAAGAAUUCUUGGCUCUUUUAUUAGAUAGUCUAAAUGAUGAACUAUUGAUGCAUUUUGCCAAACACUGCAAAGUAACAUCACGUAAAACUCGUAAGUCCCCAAAUCCCAGAAAAUUAUUGCCACGUGAAGUUGAUGAGUUUGUAAUUAGUUCGUCUGAAUAUGAAUUACCUCAAACUAUAUGUGACAUUUUAACAGAAAAAUUAUCUGAGGAUCAAGACUUCAUGACACAGAAAGUGAAUAAUUCCGAUUCUGAUGUUCUUGUGUCACCAAAUAAUGGUACCGCGAUGGCUUCUUCUGUAUCUUCUUGUGAACCAGAUCUUCUGAAGACCAAGGUACAAAUUAAUGAUUUGUUGAAUGGAAAAAGAGAAAUAUGUUGUGAUUCCUCAUCUGAUUCAAGACUUAUGGAUUUAAAGCGUGUAAAAUUAGAUGAUAAUAAAAUAUCUAAGUCUGAGCUUGUAGAAGCUGAUUCAAUAGGAUCUACUGUUCUUGAGAAACGUAUUCAACAAGAGUCCAUUAUCAAUAAAAUAUUUCAAGGACAAUUUGAAAGUUCUGUUACAUGCCUAGAAUGUAAUUAUGUGUCCGUUAUGCAUGAACCUUUCAUGUAUCUAUCUGUUCCUUUACCAUUUGCUACUCAACAACAAAUGUAUAUAACAUUUGUUAGUGCAACACAUAAUCCACCAAUGAAAUAUUUGAUUACUGUUAAUAAACAGGAUGAUAUUAAAAAAGUUAAAAGUGAGCUGGUAAAUUUGAUAGGUGAAGAUAAACAUCCUGAUAUGUUGGUUGUAGCUGAAGUUUUUAACAGACAUAUUUCAAAAAUAUUGAGUGAUGACCAUCAAGUGAGGAGUGUUGACUCUAAUAACCGUGACUUGUAUGCGUUUGAGGUGUUAGAAAUUAAUUUGGACCUUGUGAAUGGUGAUAUUGAAGAAUUUAUUGAAGGAAACACACAAAUUGAACCAAUGGAUAUAGACUCUGGAAAUAUUGAACAAGGAGACAUUUGUACCAUAUGCUUAGAGUAUAAACCUGAUAUGGUACUCCACAAAGAUAUCAAAGAUUGCACUUGUGUAUUGUGUGAAGAAUGCAUUAAAUCGAGUUGUUUUCAUUCUAGUGGAGAAAAAGAUCAAAUGGACUGUCCUGUUUGUAGAGUAAGAAUAGACCCUAAGGUGGAUUUAAUUCCAAUUGAACAACCCGCUGGUAAUAUAAAUCAAGCUAUACGACGUUUGACUAUUCCAAUCGUGUUUAAACAAGCUGAUGGAAAAAGUCUAAUUGGUCGACCAGCAUUGGUUCGUUUACCUAGUGAAGUUCCUGCUGAAGUACUUUAUGUUGAAGUGGCCAAACUUCAUCCGUACUCUGAAGAGUUCUCAUUAUCUUUAGUUGAUGGUCAGGGAACCAUGUGCUCUAGAUGCAUGUGGGAUGUACAUUGUGGCGGCUGUAUUAUUCCCAAAGAUGGUAUAAUCAAGUUUCGUAGCGGUGAUACACUAGCUGUUACCUUUGAAGACUUUGUAGAUGUAUAUUUGCUAGACACUAAAUUGCAUCCAGGAUCUACUGAACAAAUGCGAUCAAAUAAACCUCUUUCAAUAUAUGAUUGUAUUAAUGCUUUUUGCCAAAGUGAACUUUUAGAUGAUAAUAAUCCUUGGUGGUGUCCAUUCUGCAAAAAAAAUCAACGUGCCACAAAAACAUUGUCCAUUUCCAAAUAUCCUAGAUGUCUUAUUGUGUACUUAAAAAGAUUUGUUUUCCAUGAAAAUUGGGGAAUAAAACUACAAGAUAGUGUAGUAUUUCCUUUAGAUGGAUUGAUGUUGGAUAUAAAACAAGAAUUAGUAUAUGAUUUGUAUGCUUGUGUUUGUCAUACAGGAAGUACUUCUAUGGGCCAUUAUACAUCUUAUACUAAACAUGUGGAGUCAGAAGAAUGGUAUUAUUAUAAUGACGAAUCAGCCACUAAAACAACACCUGGACAAGAAGAUUAUUGUAAUGCAUAUAUUUUGUUUUAUAAAAAACAAGGAUUACCUGAUGAUGAUGCUGAUUCCUCAGGACUGUGAAGUUAUUUUUAAAUAAAAAAAUAAGAACUUAUUAAAAAAUAAUUGCUAUUUUAUAAUUUCUUGUGUUUAUCAAACUAAACAAAAGAAUAUUUUUAAGGUUAAAGGACUAGCCAAUUUUAAUCUUGAAAGUCUUGUCCUCAAUUCUCAUUACUGUUGAUGUUACUUAUAUUAUUAUUAUUUUUUUCUAGUAA
Rhopalosiphum maidis (corn leaf aphid) is the source of this 3449-nucleotide messenger RNA. Its product is annotated as ubiquitin carboxyl-terminal hydrolase 4-like. Gene Ontology annotation, molecular function: cysteine-type deubiquitinase activity. Gene Ontology annotation, biological process: protein deubiquitination. The transcript has 10 exons. The record is from RefSeq and is a predicted model, not a curated record. Bases 553 to 3258 code for a protein of 901 amino acids. NCBI's taxonomy places the organism in Eukaryota, Metazoa, Arthropoda, Insecta, Hemiptera, Aphididae.